CGUUGUCGUUUUUGGAGACGAACCCAUAUUCUUUCAUGGAGAAAUCAGGUAUGUUAAGGUGUUUUUGUUAAUUUUCAUGGUGAAAGAUUGGGAAUUGAGUGAAGUUUGUAUGUGGGCGAAUGUACCCAAUAGACCCCAGUAGCAGAACUUCGUUUGUUGUAGUCUCCAUUGUCGCACUGUUGAGAAGCACAACUGCAAAGGUUGAAGAGUUUGCACUCCAACUGUUCGACGAAUGUUCGUACAAACGACGUUUGUCUAAACUCCCUCUUUCCAUUUAAGAAAAAAAACAUCCUUUGUGGUGACCCUCGUGAGGUUUCUUUGCCGUAUUAAUUUUGAGACCUGACACUCUCUGUCAAAACUCUUGUUUGAAUUUCCGGAGUGAAAAAAAUCAAAACCCUUGACUGCGAUUGUUGGACUGUUUGACAUGCUGCACAGAAUCUGUAAUGUGACAGAUCAAGGUACCCAAUCCAUAACAAAGCUAUAGUCAAGGAGGCUUCUUUCGUUUCAGCAAGGCUGUCUUUCUUGUCUGUCAUCUCUGAAGAAAGUGAGACUAUUGGUAGAGAUUCUCUUACAGCUUGCGCCUUUUCGCCUUCAUCUCCACAAAUCUUAGAGAAUGAUUUAUCAAUAAUGGAAGAAUUGAAGAUGCCUGCCAAAGAAAACAUAAAUGCAUACAAGGCAUCAAAUUUUGGGAUAUUGAUGCAAAACCUUGGUGUUUUGGAAGAGAGUUUUUCUGAUUCAGAUGUGCUGAGAUUAGAAAAAGAGAUUUUGACUCAUCUAAGUAAGCUUGGAGCACUUAAGUUAUUUAAUACUCGUUUGUCAAACACUCUUCAAAACUCAAUCUUUUCGGACUUAGCUAGCACAUCCACAGAGCAUGUUGGAGAAAAUAAGAUAAGAAGCGAAAUUGAAAGCCCCACAAGUAGGACCAUUGUUCGAACUGGUAAAAGGGAAGAAAGAAGAUCAAGAAAAAGAAAACUGGAAAACCCGAAAACUCAGUCUUCUCAGCUGCCUGUAGAAACAAUUUUGCAAGGUCCUCUACAGCCUUUUGUUUCCACUAUGAAAGGAUCUAAGAAAUGUAGCCGUAAAAGGCUCGCAAUUGCAAAAAAGGAGGCAGAACUUUCAACUGGGGUGAAGAUGAUUUCAAAGUUGGAGCAAAUCAGAAUAGCUUUGGAGAUAGAAACCGGUGGAGUUGUCAGCUUGAGUUGCUGGGCAGAAGCUGCUGGUGUUGAUGAAAAAAUGCUUAAGCAGCAACUUCAUUUCGGUUGGCAUUGUCAGGACGAGGUUAUAAGGAGUACUAAGUCCUUAGUUCUAUACCUUGCAAGAAAGUAUAGGGGUUUAGGAAUAGCCUUGGAUGAUUUACUUCAGGCUGGAAAGAUUGGUGUACUGCAAGGUGCAGAAAGAUUUGAUCCUGCAAGAGGUUAUAGAUUCUCAACUUAUGUCCAAUACUGGAUAAGAAAAUCAAUGUCAAGAUUGGUGGCCCGGCAUGCAAGAGGGAUAAAAGUUCCGGGUACAUUAAGCAAGGCAAUUAAUCGGAUACAGAAAACUAGAAAAGCGAUCACCAACAGUCGAGGGAAAUGUCAAGACGACAAUGAGAUCGCAAAGCUUACUGGCCUUUCGUUGGAUAAAAUCAGAUCAGCUAGCCAAUGCCUAAGAGUUGUGGGUUCAGUUGAUCAGAAAAUAGGAGAAUCCUUUCAAGGAAAGUACCUGGAGUUUAUGGCAGAUAUGUCAAUAACGACUCCCGAAGAAACUGUAAUGAGACAACACAUGAGAAAGGAUAUCCAUAAUCUUCUAGCAGGUUUAGAUUCAAGAGAGAGGCAAGUGAUAAUUUUACGUUAUGGCCUUAAUAACUACCAGCCUAAAUCGCUUGAGGAAAUCGGGAAGCUUUUUCGGGUAAGCAAGGAAUGGAUAAGAAAGAUAGAAAAGAAAGCUCUAACAAAGCUGAGGAAUGAAGAAAUCAACAGUGAUUUAAGUCAGUACUCAAAAUUUACAUACUAGAUUAAUAGAGAGUCUCUAUGGUUAACUUGUGAAGAUCCAAUAUUUCUGUUACCCUGUUGCACAUAGAUAUUGAAAUUCACUUUUACAGUAGAAAAGUUUGAAUUCUUUUUGAUCUAUACUGAUGGAUUAUUAUUAACUACCAUCAUCAUCUGGAAGAGAAACAAGAACUCAGUCAAAAGAAGGAGAAGAAGAAGAAGAAGAAAAGAGCUAGUCCCUUUGCUCCUAUCAGGCUUAAUCGGGCUUCGGAACAUGUGAUUGAAGUUUGUUGAUCACAGUACAUAACAGAAAAAAACAGUUAGAGGUGCUCCUGUGUAUUGUAAUGUGGCCAGAGAAUACGCGGUUUCAGCUACCGAACAAAUGUAUUUCAUAGCUCUCCUUUUCUGUAAAGCAUAAUUUUUGACCAAUAGCUACAUGAACGCAUAUUACAUUUUGCCGAGAAUCGUAUUUGUAGCUACUGUUGUUAUCAAUACUGUAAAAUCUAUAUCUUCUGGUGCUUCA
Cannabis sativa is the source of this 2490-nucleotide messenger RNA. RefSeq names its product RNA polymerase sigma factor sigC. Gene Ontology annotation, biological process: DNA-templated transcription initiation; regulation of DNA-templated transcription. Gene Ontology annotation, molecular function: DNA-binding transcription factor activity. The coding region runs from base 628 to 1992 and encodes 454 amino acids. The record is from RefSeq and is a predicted model, not a curated record. The transcript is spliced from 7 exons. Lineage: Eukaryota; Viridiplantae; Streptophyta; Magnoliopsida; Rosales; Cannabaceae.